AGGAAGAAAAAAAAAUAUCUGAGUAGAAAAUAGAAAAGAGAGAAGGUAGGAUGCAAGCACAGUGAGAGGAGAAAGGGGGAGAAAAAAGACGUUCGGGAAGAGAGAGGAGUAACCAAUGAAGUACUGAUUUGUGAGCUAAAACAGGGACAUGAACGGAGGAGGAUGGUGCGGAGAGACGCGGCGCUUGGAAAAAUAAAGCAAGAGCGAACAUUUAUUCACUUCCACGCUUCCUGUCUGCUCCCACGCGGCGUUACGGUGCCACGAGAGGGUCGUCAGUGAACUCACCCCUCUCUACCUUCUCAGCGCAUUUCUGCAGCACGUCGCGGAGCGCGGCUCAGACUCGUCCUGCGUGCGGGGCGCACCACACGGCACAAGCAAACACCCAGCCGGGCUUCUCACGCAGCCUCCGAGUCCGCGGACGGGCAGCCGUAGUUAGAAGCGCUUAAAGAGAGGGUGGUGGGGGGCAAAGGGCCAUGGAGAGCGCCGCGAACAGCAGCAUCUGCCGGAACUUCACCGACAACGGCAGCUUCGCGGAGAUGCGAUGCGGCGGCGACGGGAGCGGAGACGACGGUGUGUCCCGGAGCCUGGACGGAGACGCCAACCCCGUCAUCAUCGCUAUCAUAAUCACCGCUGUUUACUCCAUAGUUUGCAUGGUGGGGCUGGUGGGAAACGUGCUGGUCAUGUACAUCAUUGUAAGGUGCAGAUUUUGCCUCCUGUCUUCUGGAGCUCCUGUGUUGAAGUGAGGCUCAGUGCUCCUGUCUUCAAAUUCAAACAGUACACUAAGAUGAAGACAGCCACCAACAUCUACAUCUUCAGCCUGGCCCUGGCGGACGCCUUGGUCACCAGCACGCUUCCCUUCCAGAGCGUCAACUACCUGAUGGGCACCUGGCCGUUCGGGGACAUUCUGUGCAAGAUGGUGAUGUCCAUCGACUACUACAACAUGUUCAUCUCCAUCUUCACUCUCACCACCAUGAGCAUCGACCGCUACAUCGCCGUGUGCCACCCAGUCAAGGCGCUGGACUUCAGGACACCGCGAAACGCCAAGAUCGUCAACGUCUGCAACUGGAUUCUCUCCUCGGCCAUCGGGCUCCCGGUGACGUUCCUGGCCUCCACUGUCACCAAUGCCAACAUUGUCGACUGUAAGCUAGACUUUCCCAGCCCUGCAUGGUACUGGGAAACCUUAAUGAAGAUCUGCGUGUUCAUCUUUGCCUUCAUCAUGCCCAUCCUCAUCAUCACCGUCUGCUACGGGCUCAUGAUCCUGCGGCUCAAGAGCGUCCGAAUGCUGUCGGGCUCCCAGGAAAAGGACAGGAAUCUUCGAAGAAUCACCCGCAUGGUCCUGGUGGUGGUCGCCGUCUUCAUCAUCUGCUGGACCCCGAUCCACGUCUUCGUCAUCAUCUCGGCUCUGAUCAACAUCCCCAGCUCCACCCUGCAGACCAUCACCUGGCACUUCUGCAUCGCCCUGGGCUACACCAACAGUAGUCUGAACCCCGUUCUUUACGGCUACCUGGACGAGAACUUCAAGCGUUGCUUCCGUGAGUUCUGCACCCCGAGCGCUUCGGUGCUGGAGAUGCCGAACUCAUCCAGAACCGGAGCCACCAGCCGCAAGGUCCCCAGGCGUGAGCACAACGGCACAAACACGAGCGAGAGAUCCAAUCAGCAGGUAUGACUAGCCUUGGAGGGGUCGUCGGUGGACUCCCGCUGUUGCGGAGGAGCUGCCAACGACGAUCUCAACUCUGAAGUCACGCAGGUCACCACAGGGCUAUAAUUAGUGCUCGGAAACCACACAAGCAAAGCCUCAAAACACAGAAACGCGGCCGACACGGAAGAGCACAGAUCACCUUCGCCGCUCCCCGCUUUCUUUCUUCUGUACCUCUGCUGGAAGCCGGGUUGUAAACCUGCAACUUCGUGCUUUGUGAUUCAAAACAAACAAUUCCCUCUUUAAAGAAACGAGACAGUUGGGAGGAAAAAAAAACAAAAAAAUUCAAGCAUCAUUAAAAGAAGCUAACUUUUCUAGUUUGAGAAGGACUGUACGCUUUAUAGGUAGAAAUAUUCUCCGGUAACAAGUCAAAAGGACUGAUUGAUAAAACCACUUUUACAGCCUGGUAAUAUGGUUCUUUCUGCCUUAUUAAUCCUAACCUCCGGCCCCUCGCUCUCAGCUUAUCUGUAACGCUUUAUGGUGAGCUAACAAAUCAAUUGUUUGCCUUUUGUUCGUUGGCCUUCAUGCCACUUUUCCUCCACAUGUUCUUUUGAGGAUGGAUUUGUCGGAAAGAAAGGGUUUGUGUUUGUCACUGCUGGAAGACUGCGUGGUAUUUUGGCCUUCGAAGAGACUUCACUGAAUGGAAGGUGAAAUUUGAAACGAUUUCCCUCCGCUGAGCUUUUCAGAAUGCCUUUGUACGGCUGCGGCGGGUGGUGGGUGGGUGGCCCACCUGAACAGUUAACACCGACCGCUCAGCCCGUUGCCGUACAGCAGUCAUCCCAUUUCCUCACCUCAGAUUUCACCGAGGUGGACGAAUGGAAACGCGGACCUGAGAAUUGUACGCUCUCCUUCUAAGGAACUGGAGGGAUUUCUGAAUGUCCAUAAAGGGAACCAGUCGUGUUUGCCGCAGUGGAUCAUUGUGCCAAAUCCAUGCACCAAACCAGCAAGAGGACGCGUCUGUCUGUGCAGCCUGCACAGCCUGCCAUUUUAGUGCAAACAGGUGUCUGAGCAGCUACAGCUUUUAUAUGAAGGAACUUAAAGGCGAGCCAAAGCAGGAGCGUACAGCACAUUGUGUUAUUUCUAUGUAAAUAUGCUUGUGCCGACAUGUCGUGUAUCUGCAUGUAAAAAUGCCUUGUUCAGUCGCUCUGCUCGAUAUUCUCCAAACCAUAAUUUUUUUUUUUAUACAAAGCUCUGUGAAAGAGGAAAGUCUUUCUAGAUGUAAACUAGCGUAAGUGUUCGUCUGCUUAAAUAGAUGUGGUGAAUGCAAAGUCAUAAAAAUUAUCGUCACCAAAUGGAGAUUUGCUUUUGUUGUUUUUGUUGGUUUUUUUUAAUCAGGCGUGUUGGUAACUGCAAAUGUUUCCUAGCCGAUGUUGCAAUGUGACAAACCUUCUGCUUUGAGUAAAAUGCGUUGCUGACGUCACUCUGCGCAGAUAAUUGGUUAAUUUUUACUUGCACAAUUUUUCAGCCAUCUGUAAAAAAUUAAAAUAAAAAAAUUAAUAAAUAAAUAAAAUGUCAAUUGUCAUUUCUCGCAGAUGGCUGAAAACGUGACGGCUGCCACCAUCUACAUAAUCCAUAAACUGUAUGUUUAGCACUUUUUUAAGAUAGGGAUUAUGAAUUUUGCUAACAUGAUUCCAGAGCCAUUAUGCAACGUGGAGAUGUUUGUUUUGCAAAAACAUAACAACAGAUUGGGACGAGACUUUGUGGUUGAAGCGAAAGGCAAAAAAUUAAAUAUGAUCUAUCAGGAAAUCUACAUUUUUAUAUAAAAUGAUAUAACUCAUGAAUAUCUAAAUCUCUCUGGAGGAUUAUUAUGCAAAUCAGUGCGAGAAGCUCACAGCUCUGAUUGAUGGCUCUUCAGAGAAAUGUAACCUUACUGUCAGACAGCUUGAUGCCUCUAAGCCCAAAAGAAUGUUCUUGGUUAGUUUUCAGCAGCUUUCAUCUGCACUUUUCUUAAACCCAGAGUCUAAAAACCCGACUGCUCAAUUUGAAUUGACAGUGUUUAACUUCCUGUUCUGGGUUUUGCUUCUCAUUGGGUUCAAUUAUGGAAGAAACAACAUCCAGACAUGAGACAAAGAGAGAAAAUGGAGAGCUGUGCCUCAGAGUACAUUUAUAAAUGCCUUUUAUUUCAGCCACACUAUGAGAAUGUAAAGACGACAAUAUAAACUGAAGAAAUAAUGAUUGAGAUCUUGUGGAAAGACAGCAACAACAACAAAAAACGAGAGAAAAAUUGUUUACAUUUUUUUUAAAUGAGUAAAAAUAUGACGGCUUACUUCAAUUUUUGUUCUUGUCUAAACUGUUGUCAAAGGGAGAGAUUUAAAAUCCAUUUCUCACUUUAACUUUGAACAAAAUUCAGACAGUUGUGUUUCAAUGAUUUAAGAUGAUUUUUUUUUAAUUGGACUAAGAAAUACAACAUUUGAAAGACGCGUGGGAAUCUCCCUGUAGCUGAAAAACAUCAGUUGUUAGCAUGUUGGGUUAAAGCCUGACUCUCCAUCCCACAUAGAUUACAAACAUAUUUUAGUUUUCAUAAAAGGCUUACGUUAUUAUUUUUGUUAGAAGGCAGACAAAACCUCCACUUAGUUUUUCUCCCUUAUUUUAUUUGUUUGCUUUUGGAUCAUGUUUCUUCGUGACUUAAGAAGAAAGUUAGGAGAUAUAUUGGGGAUAAAAUUAAGCAUUUAAGUUUUUUUUUUUUUUCCCCUUAAAGUCUCCAUAAAGUCUUCUUGUUUCAAACAAAACAAAACGUGUCCUUCAGCAUUUCUUUUCAUGCCAAACUAACUUUCAAAAAGCAUUUUUCAAACAGUAUUUUAAUUCAGUUUUCCUGUUCAUUCCCUCCAACAUGUCAUGCUUCAGAAGAAGACAUUUUGUCAAUAUCUACCUUUGUAGUUUGUUUGUUUUUUUGUCUAAAAUAGAAAGACUUUACUCAAUAAAACUGAUAUUUAACAAGUAAAGAACUCAGACUUUAGUUAGACAUUAAAUUGCAUUCAUAACAAAAUAUGUUGAUACUUUAUAUGAGCAGCUUGAAAAGAGAUUUUCUUUUCUCCGAGGGACGCAGGUGGAGCAUAAGUGAAACGAGGACCCUCGAGGCAAAACAUGCGGCUUUCAUGAGGCCAAUACAUGCCUUUUGAGCAAUUAACCAGUGAAAUGUCCCGCUUUUUAGGACGUAAUUUAGAUGAUUUACUAAAAGACAUAAACAACAAUAUAACAAUAAUGAAAUAAUCAAGACGAUUCUCUGUGAUUGCCGCUCACGAACACAAAGCUACAGAUUACCGUUACAGGCCUGCUGCUUUCUGUGAAUAGUCUUAAAAUAUAACAUUGUUCCUAAAUUACACAGACCUGAAGCUCGAAAGGCAGCAGAAGCUGCACGGCAAGGAAAACAACAUAACAAUAUUGCAUUUGCAUUUAUUCCUGGCACAAGGACAGACGAUGACUGUUCAUUUCUGAGCCAUUUCAUCUGCGACGCAUCAUGACUUUUGCUGUGUUGUCGUAAAUAACUCGUCCCGUGACUUGUUCCGCGCCAUGUGAUCCGGUUUUGAAGCUGCAUGUAAUCUGCUGUCCAGACGCUGGUGUCUCAUUAAUGGAGGCCAUUCUAAGACGCUUUGCUAAUAUUAUUAUGGAAAAGAAGAGCAACUAUAAAUGUCACUGAAUGUCUGUCUUUUCUUGCUCCUGAAUAAAAACGAUCAGCUGCUCUGA
Poecilia reticulata (guppy) is the source of this 5380-nucleotide messenger RNA. RefSeq names its product opioid receptor, mu 1 (gene oprm1). The record is from RefSeq and is a predicted model, not a curated record. Gene Ontology annotation, biological process: neuropeptide signaling pathway; sensory perception of pain; G protein-coupled opioid receptor signaling pathway. Gene Ontology annotation, molecular function: neuropeptide binding; morphine receptor activity; G-protein alpha-subunit binding. Gene Ontology annotation, cellular component: plasma membrane; neuron projection. Lineage: Eukaryota; Metazoa; Chordata; Actinopteri; Cyprinodontiformes; Poeciliidae.